Molecule: messenger RNA, 723 nt
Organism: Gongylonema pulchrum
Lineage: Eukaryota; Metazoa; Nematoda; Chromadorea; Rhabditida; Gongylonematidae
Source: the annotation of a GenBank genome assembly
AUUGGGCGCAGUGUUUCAUUUCAGACUCAAUCAACAUUUUAUCUGGAUUCGGAUGGCGAGCUGAAUGCACGCAGCCUGGAAAUGCCGGCCGCUGUCUCACCCAAUACCGAUAUUCUGAAGAAUGCGGAGGAAAUAAUUGGCAAAAUAGCGGAGGAGACUCAGGCGGCGAAGGCGCGUGUACUCGAACAUCAUCCGGCCAAAAAAGUCAUUGACAAAGCGAAGGCCUCACUCCGGCUUCAUUCAUCAAAUUCGCCUGGCCCUCCACGCUGCGAGCAGUGUGAAGUGCUCCUUGGUGUUGUGAAUACACUCAAAGAUCGCUGUUAUGAGCUUACUGAUGAAGUUGGAGCUAAUCAGGAUUUAGUGGCAAUGCUACGCCAGAAUUUGCUGAAAUCGAAUCGCCAAGUUGAACUGCUGACGAGGAUGGAAGAGCUGAAAAACCCGCAGGAAAGAAUCAGUUUAAUUUUGGAAAAAGAAAGUGAAUUGACAGCUUGCCAGCUAAAUGCGGCAUCGUACAGUCGUGAAAUUCAAUUUCUGAUGGAACAGAACAAACAAUACGAAGAGAAAAUUGAGGAAAUGAAUAUCGAAAUCGAAGCAUUUCGUGAAUCGGUGCGAUCCAAGGAGGAGCUCAUAAUGAAAUUCUGUGGCGAACAGGAGGGUAAUGCAACAUUGGGUCGUCCUGUUGCACUGCUUGAAGACGGUAUGCUUGGGCAUAUUUGCAGUUAA